This is a messenger RNA of Cornus florida, 1933 nucleotides long. RefSeq names its product protein NRT1/ PTR FAMILY 1.1-like. The record is from RefSeq and is a predicted model, not a curated record. Gene Ontology annotation, cellular component: plasma membrane. The transcript is spliced from 4 exons. Gene Ontology annotation, biological process: transmembrane transport; oligopeptide transport. NCBI's taxonomy places the organism in Eukaryota, Viridiplantae, Streptophyta, Magnoliopsida, Cornales, Cornaceae. The coding region runs from base 1 to 1767 and encodes 588 amino acids. Gene Ontology annotation, molecular function: transmembrane transporter activity.
AUGGAGAUAUCUUCGGAUCCAAAGAAGUCCACUGAUGAACAGUUUUCUGGCAAAAAGGGAGGCCUUAGAACCAUGCCUUUUGUGAUAGCAAACGAGGCAUUUGAAAGGGUUGCAAGUGUGGGACUUCAUGUAAAUAUGAUAUUGUAUCUAAGAGAUGAGUAUCACUUGAAUAAUGCCACUGGAGCUAGCAUUUUGUUCUUGUGGGGAGCCAUAACAAAUUUCUUGCCAACCUUUGGGGCUUUUCUUUCUGAUUCUUACUUGGGUCGGUUCCGCGUGAUUGCACUGGGAUCAGUUGUUUCCCUACUUGGAAUGUUUAUGCUGUGGUUAACAGCCUUAUUGCAACAAGCAAGGCCUCCCCAUUGCGACACAUAUUCAGAGAAAUGUGAGCACCCAAAACCAGCACAGCUUGCGCUUCUCUUUACAUCAUUUGCCCUCAUGUCCAUUGGAGCUGGUGGCAUUAGGCCAUGUUCUUUAGCAUUUGGUGCAGAUCAGUUUUACAAGCCAGACAAGCCAGGAAAUCAGAGGGUCGUGCAGAGCUUCUUCAACUGGUACUACGCUUCGGUGGGGAUUUCUGUCAUGAUUUCAGUGACAGUUCUAAUCUAUGUUCAGACUGUGGCUGGUUGGGUUGUGGGUCUUGGAAUCCCUGUAGGCCUCAUGUUGAUGUCUGCUGUUCUGUUCUUUUUGGGUUCACCUCUUUAUGUUAAGGUAAAGGCAAACAAGAGCUUGUUUACUGGCUUUGCUCAAGUUGCAGUGGUGGCUGUGAAGAACAGACACCUUGCUUUCCCACCAAAAAGUUCUGACGGAUGGUAUCAUCACAAGAAAACAUCAAAACUUAUUGCACCAACAGACAAACUAAGGUUUCUAAACAAAGCUUGCAUCAUUAGAAAUCCAGACAAAGACUUGGCUUCUGAUGGGUCAGCAUUAGAACCAUGGAAACUAUGCACAAUUCAGCAAGUCGAAGAACUCAAAGCACUGAUCAAGGUGAUACCCAUCUGGUCCACUGGCAUCAUGGCCGCGGUGACCAUCAGCCAGCACGCAUUUCCCGUGCUCCAAGCAACCACCAUGGACAGACGCUUCAUCUCAAACUUCAAAAUCCCCGCAGCCUCCUUUACAGCGUUUGCAAUCCUCACAUUGACAGUGUGGGUGGCCAUCUACGAUCGAGUCAUCGUUCCAUUGAUAUCGAAGUACACGAAUAGGCCUAGUGGGCUCAGCCUCAAGCAACGAAUGGGGAUCGGACUAUUCCUGUCGAUUGUGGCCACAGCAGUGUCAGCAUUGGUGGAGAGAACCAGAAGAGGUAGAGCCAUCGAAGAAGGAUUGGCAGAGCACCCCGAGAAACUGGUGAAUAUGUCGGCAAUGUGGCUAGUGCCACAGCAUUGCUUGACUGGCCUAGCUGAGGCUUUCAACAUAAUUGGGCAGAUUCAGUUCUACUACUCUCAGUGCCCUAAGAGCAUGGCUAGCAUUGCGGUGGCUCUUUUUGCAUUGGGGAUGGCAUUUGGGAACUUGGUAGCGAGUCUGAUAGUGAGUGUUGUGGAUGAUGUUUCAAAGAGAGGUGGGAAUGAGAGUUGGGUGUCCAAUAACCUAAACAAGGGUCACUAUGACUACUAUUACUGGAUUCUCAGCAUUUUGUGUUUCGUCAAUUUCUUCUAUUUCCUUUUCUGCAGUUGGGCUUAUGGAUCUGAGGACCAAAACGUUUCCGAUGUGGGAGAUGGCAACAAGGAUGAAGACUUUGACAAGUCUAAGGGAUCUCCUGUACUAUUCACUGCUUGAUUCCCUUUCUUUUUUUCUUGUUUUUUUUCAAUCAAUUGUUGGAUGAAUUCUGCACUCAACAUAAACUCAAUGGGAACCAUACAAAAUUAAUUUUGUACUCCACCCAUAUUAAAUAUUACUAGUAUAUGGUAUUUAAUUCAAAUGAAUGUACUCAUAUAUUAUAGGA